Messenger RNA from Gossypium arboreum, 1570 nucleotides. RefSeq names its product leucine carboxyl methyltransferase 1 homolog. Bases 208 to 1242 code for a protein of 344 amino acids. Gene Ontology annotation, molecular function: methyltransferase activity. Gene Ontology annotation, biological process: methylation. NCBI's taxonomy places the organism in Eukaryota, Viridiplantae, Streptophyta, Magnoliopsida, Malvales, Malvaceae. The transcript has 13 exons. The record is from RefSeq and is a predicted model, not a curated record.
UUUUCUCGCCAAAUAGUAAACUUCUGAAUAAUUUACCAGAUGCUGGCGCGUCAAAUUGCGAGCCAAAAGAUUUCAGAGCCAAACAAAAUCUCGGGCGAACCCUUCAAUUAAAACCUCGAACCGUAUACGGACUUAUAGUAUUUUGCACUUUAAUUUCUCUCGUAAAAAAAAUAAAAAAUCGAACCCCCCUUCUCUCUAUUGCUUUCCAUGGCGAACUCGGUGGCUGAUUCACGUAGCAACAGGGCAGCGGUUCAAGCCACCAACGAUGAUGCUUCAGCCAGUAAACUGUCAUGCGUUAAAAAGGGAUACAUGAAAGAUGACUACAUCCAUUUGUUUGUCAGAAGACCUGUGAGGAGAUCUCCUAUUAUUAACCGUGGUUAUUUUGCACGUUGGGCUGCUUUCAGGAAGCUUCUAUAUCAGUUUCUUGAUUGUGAGGGAUCUAAUAGUGAAAAGGGUAAAACAAAGAGGCAGAUACUAUCACUUGGUGCUGGAUUUGAUACCACCUAUUUUCAGUUGCAGGAUGAGGGAAAAGCACCGUAUCUAUACGUGGAACUGGAUUUUAAAGAGGUAACCAGCAAAAAAGCUUCCCUUAUUGAAUCCUACAGUCAAUUGAGGGACAAAAUUGGUGCAACAGCAUCAAUCUCGCGAGAGAAUGGAGAAGUGCUCAGUGAUCACUACAAGCUACUUGCGGUUGAUUUGCGUGACAUUCAGAAGUUGGAUGAUGUCAUAUCAUUGGCAAAUAUGGAUCCCAGUCUGCCAACAUUUAUUAUUGCAGAAUGCGUUUUAAUAUACCUGGAUCCAGAUUCAAGCCGUUCUAUUGUUGGUUGGGCGUCAAAGACGUUUUCAACAGCAAUAUUUUUCCUAUAUGAGCAGAUUCAUCCAGAUGAUGCUUUUGGGCAGCAAAUGAUAAGAAAUUUGGAGAGUCGAGGCUGUGCACUUUUGGGUAUUGAUGCUACACCAACUUUGCAAGCAAAGGAAAAACUAUUUCUUGAUCAGGGAUGGCAGAAAGCUGUUGCCUGGGACAUGCUGAGAGUUUACAGUAAAUUUGUCGACGCCAAUGAAAGACGAAGAAUCGAGCGGCUGGAAUUGUUCGAUGAAUUUGAAGAAUGGCAUAUGAUGCAGGAGCACUAUUGUGUCGCUUAUGGAAUCAAUGAUGCCAUGGGGUUGUAUGGUAAAUUCGGGUUUGAAGAUGACGAGCAACAUGCCUCCAACACCUCUUCACCUGCAUCACCAUCUCCAUGAAAUAUACAAAGCAGCUCCACAUCGUAGAAGUGGAGAAGCACGUGUGACUGGCACGUGCUGUGUAGCAAAGGGUAAGAAAAAAACUGUUUAAGCACAAAACAAGUUUCAAAAGGGUAUUAUAUUUUGACUUGCGGUGCAAGCUUUGUUGAGUAUGCUUAUGUGUAACAUGUUUUUUUUUUGUGUGACCUAAAAGAAAUGGGCUUUAUUUUUUCUGCUUGCUAUUUUGGCAAAUAAAGAACAGGAAGGUCUCAACUGUCCAAAAAGUCGUUAUGAGUACUUUUAUAUGUUUGUAUUUGAAUUAUUUUUGGUUAUAAUUGUGUUUAAAAUA